This is a messenger RNA of Hordeum vulgare subsp. vulgare (domesticated barley), 943 nucleotides long. RefSeq names its product mycothiol acetyltransferase. Gene Ontology annotation, molecular function: acyltransferase activity, transferring groups other than amino-acyl groups. The transcript is spliced from 2 exons. Lineage: Eukaryota; Viridiplantae; Streptophyta; Magnoliopsida; Poales; Poaceae. The coding region runs from base 89 to 565 and encodes 158 amino acids. The record is from RefSeq and is a predicted model, not a curated record.
CGUAUACCAAGCGCGCCCUAAUCGGGGAAGAAGCUGACGGAAAUUGCAGAAGGGAGCUCCACGUUCGCUCCCCCAUCCGUGACGAGCUAUGGCGGCGGGCGCGGCCGAUGCGACGAUCCUGGAGCUGGACCCUUCGCACGAGCGCGCCGGCCGCGUCAUCGACGACAUCGUGCGGCUGGAGAAGAGGAUCUUCCCGAAGCACGAGUCGCUGGCGCGCUCGUUCCACGACGAGCUCAAGCGCCGGAACACCGGCCUGAUCUACUCGACGUCCGGCGAGGAGGUCGCCGGGUACGCCAUGUACACCUGCACCACCUCCCUCUGCGCCUCCAUCACCAAACUCGCCGUGAAGGAGAGCUGCCGGAGGCAGGGCCUGGGCGAGGCGCUGCUGCAGGCCGCCGUGGACAGGUGCCGGAGGCGGCGGGUCCAGCGGGUGUCCCUCCACGUCGACCCGGCAAGGACGGCCGCGGUGGCGCUUUACCGGAAGGCCGGGUUCCAGGUUGACGCCACCAUCGAAGGCUACUACUCUGCACAGAGGAAUGCCUACCGGAUGUACAUGGAUCUCUAGAGAUCAUCCGGAUCAGGAUCAGAGCAUCAAGGCCUCUUCACUUGGCCGAUUUCCCUGUUGCUGAGUUUCAAAUUGCCUUUUUCCUCUCCUGAUUUUACUCAAGGGUUGAGCUUAUUCAUUCUGUGAAAUGUCUGCGCUCCAACCUCCAAGUGGCCCCAAAAAACAAUACUGUCGGUAAAAGAAACCUGUGGAUGUAUUCACUUAUUAUGAUCUUGCAGUUUCAGACUUAACAGAUAUUGCCAAAAUGCAAAUAUUGUUGCUGAAGAACUCAGUUAACAAGCAGAGUUUCUUUGCAGAUAAUACCAGCUCAGUUACAAGCAGCUGUUGUAUCACUUUGUCAGCAAGAGAAUAUGAUUUAAUGCAACUUCGUUAGUGUAA